Messenger RNA from Chiloscyllium plagiosum (whitespotted bambooshark), 1163 nucleotides. RefSeq names its product POU domain, class 3, transcription factor 4-like. Gene Ontology annotation, cellular component: nucleus. NCBI's taxonomy places the organism in Eukaryota, Metazoa, Chordata, Chondrichthyes, Orectolobiformes, Hemiscylliidae. The record is from RefSeq and is a predicted model, not a curated record. Gene Ontology annotation, molecular function: RNA polymerase II cis-regulatory region sequence-specific DNA binding; DNA-binding transcription factor activity, RNA polymerase II-specific. Gene Ontology annotation, biological process: brain development; regulation of transcription by RNA polymerase II.
CAAGCGGCAGCGGCAGCGGCAGCGGCAGCAGCAGCGGCAGCCGCCGCUUUCCGAAGCCACCCUUCCAAGCUGCUGGCCGGGGACUACCUGCCGGCGCUGGCAGCGGGCAACGGGCACCCCCUGUCGCACCAGUGGGUGACGGCUCUGCCCGAGGGCAGCGGCCCGUGGCCGGCGGCGGGCCUCUCCCAGCAGGACUCCAAACCGGGCAGGGACGAGCUAGCGUCCCACCACCAUCACCCCCAUCACCAGCAGCAGCAGCAGCAGCAGCACCACCACCCCCACCCCCACCACCAGCAGCACCAGCAGCAGCACCAGCAGCAGCAGAGUCAGCACCACUCGCCGCACUGGAGCGGCGCGGGCAGCGGCGGGGGCAGCGGCGGGCCGCACCUCUACCCGCAGACCGCCGCCUUCCAGGUCAACGGCUUGCUGGAGCACCUGGGCCCGCCCCAGGGCCCGGGGCAAGGCCCGGGGGUGCACCCGGGGCUGAGGGAGGGCUCCGAGGCCGAGCUGAGCCAAGCCGCCCGCGGCUGCCUGGAGCCGCACUCGGACGAGGAGACGCCGACCUCGGACGAGCUGGAGCAGUUCGCCAAGCAGUUCAAGCAGCGGCGGAUCAAGCUGGGCUUCACCCAGGCGGACGUGGGCCUGGCACUGGGCACCCUGUACGGCAACGUCUUCUCGCAGACCACCAUCUGCAGGUUCGAGGCGCUGCAGCUCAGCUUCAAGAACAUGUGCAAGCUCAAGCCCCUGCUCAACAAGUGGCUGGAGGAGGCCGACUCCAGCACCGGCAGCCCCACCAGCAUCGACAAGAUCGCCGCCCAGGGCAGGAAGCGCAAGAAGCGGACCUCCAUCGAGGUCAGCGUCAAGGGAGCCCUGGAGACCCACUUCCUCAAGUGCCCCAAGCCGGCCGCCCAGGAGAUCUCCAGCCUGGCCGACAGCCUGCAGCUGGAGAAGGAGGUGGUCAGGGUCUGGUUCUGCAACCGGCGGCAGAAGGAGAAGAGGAUGACACCGCCCGGACUCCAUCAGCAAGACGAGAUAUUCGUCCACAGUAUGGACUCAGAGACCCCGACCCACCGCGACCUUUAACCGCCUUCCCUGCUCCGCUCAGCGCUGGCUGGGGGACUCGCUUGAACCGAGAAAGGGAGAAGGGAGAUCUCUCACACCCC